GUCAUCAGCAGUAUCUUUCGGAAAAGGGUCGUUUGCAUGUUGAUGAGAAAGUUGGGGUUGUUCAUCUAAUUGGAUAUCCAGUGCUUAUGCAAAACAGCGUGAAAUCACAACUUCUGGACAUGUUCUCUUAUGCGAUUUUAGUUUCACCAUCAUGUUUUGUUCGUGCUGCCAUACUCGAAGCUGUCAAUGUUCCACUGGAUGAAUGUAUACGUUUUAGUGAUGGAUCCGAAACGUUUCCUGCGACAUUCUUAGUUGGACAUUCUCUCCAUUCUCUUGUUUCAUUGUUUUUGCGUAGCCGAUUUUCGAGUCAAAGCAACACUUGGCCAAUCACCGUUCACACUGCUGGAGUUGCAUACUACAAUAAAGUCGUGCCAUUGUUUUUUCGCGAGUGCUUUCGUAAUACGAAGGGAAUCGUUGAUCUAGCUCACUCUCGACAACGCCUCAAACAUUGUGUUUUAGCAUUGGCCAACAGCGAUAAACAAAUGGAUGGGUUUGUAUCCGAAUGUGCAGCAAAAAUCAGUUCGUUGAUGCUUACGUUGGUUUGCUUUUGGUUUUCUUUUACUACGAUUUAUCAGUACCAUUUAGAAGCACUGUUAUGCGAUGAUUUAAUGCUUGACGUGAAGAAUCGUUUUGUUCUUGGAAAGGAGUUGGGCAACUACGAAUCUCAAGCAGUGGUAUCUCGAAUUGGUGAUUACAUUGCUCGUCGUCUUAAUAUAACAGUGGAUUCUGGAGAGUUUGUCCGAAUGGCAUACAUGGAAACAGACGUUGAUCGCAUAAUUGUUCGAUUGAUUGAUCGUUUGAUUGAAGGAAAAGAUAUACCUAAAAAAGUUCACGGGCAUCGUACUUUUCUUCAAAUUCUUCUUCUUCGAUUUUCUACCAUUUUCUUAACAAGGUUCUACUUUCAUAAUUUCUCGUCGAGCAAUAUUUUUGGAAAAUGUCCUCUCCUGUUCGGCCGGUAA
Molecule: messenger RNA, 959 nt
Organism: Angiostrongylus costaricensis
Lineage: Eukaryota; Metazoa; Nematoda; Chromadorea; Rhabditida; Metastrongylidae
Source: the annotation of a GenBank genome assembly